This is a messenger RNA of Phascolarctos cinereus (koala), 3362 nucleotides long. It is a transcript of the gene NPRL3, whose product is annotated as NPR3 like, GATOR1 complex subunit. Gene Ontology annotation, biological process: TORC1 signaling; cellular response to amino acid starvation; positive regulation of autophagy. Lineage: Eukaryota; Metazoa; Chordata; Mammalia; Diprotodontia; Phascolarctidae. Gene Ontology annotation, cellular component: GATOR1 complex. The record is from RefSeq and is a predicted model, not a curated record.
AACCGCUCGAGGCCUACGGAAACCUCGCGAGGCUGGUGGGAGGUAGGAGGCAAUCCGGACGUGAGCCUGGUACCCGGAUGGGGGACAACACCAGCCCCAUCAGUGUGAUCCUGGUCAGUUCAGGGAGCAGGGGCAAUAAGUUACUGUUCAGGUACCCAUUUCAGAGAAACCAGGAGCAUCCUGCAUCCCAGACAAAUAAGCCACGUAGCCGAUAUGCUGUUAAUAACACAGGAGACAAUACAGAUGACCAAGAUGGGGACUCCAGCGAGCAAUGUCCUCUAACCGAUGAACAGUUGGUUGCAGGAUUUUCAGAUGUUAUUCUAGCAACGAUUUUGGCAACUAAGUCUGACAUGUGUGGUCAGAAAUUUGAGCUGAAGAUUGAUAACGUGCGCUUUGUUGGUCACCCCACACUUCUGCAGCAUGCCCUGGGACAGGUAUCCAAAACAGAUCCAUCUCCAAAAAGAGAGAUGCCUACGAUGAUUCUCUUUAAUGUGGUAUUUGCAUUAAGGGCCAAUGCAGAUCCUUCUGUGAUAAACUGCCUGCAUAACCUGUCACGUCGAAUUGCCAUUGUGCUGCAGCAUGAAGAGAGGCGCUGCCAGUACCUGACCAGAGAGGCCAAGCUGAUCUUAGCCAUUCAGGAUGAAGUGUCUGCCAUGUCCGACAGUCCACAGUCUCCAUUUCAUCACAUUCUUCCCAAGUGUAAGUUGGCCAGAGACCUCAAGGAAGCUUAUGACAGCCUGUGUACCACUGGGGUUGUACGGUUACACAUCAACAAUUGGCUGGAAGUGAGCUUCUGCCUGCCUCAUAAAAUCCAUUAUGUCGCAACAAAUUUUAUACCUCCAGAAGCCAUUGAAAGAAGUCUGAAAGCUAUCCGGCCUUACCAUGCCUUACUGCUGCUCAAUGAUGAGAAGUCUUUACUCAAUGAACUCCCAUUAGACUGUUCCCCUGCACUUGUGAGAGUGAUUAAGACUACCUCUGCUGUGAAAAAUCUGCAGCAGCUCGCUCAGGAUGCCGAUCUGGCACUGCUACAGGUUUUCCAGCUUGCUGCCCACUUGGUAUACUGGGGCAAGGCCAUCAUCAUCUACCCACUGUGUGAGAACAACGUCUACAUGCUGUCUCCCAAUGCCAGUGUGUGCCUAUAUUCUCCACUGGCUGAUCAGUUUUCUCGGCAGUUCCCUGCUCAUGAUUUGCCAUCUGUUCUUGCCAAAUUCUCAUUGCCAGUUUCUUUAUCAGAAUUCAAGAAUCCUCUUGCUCCACCAGUGCAGGAGACACAACUCAUCCAGAUGGUGAUCUGGAUGCUUCAGCAUAGGCUUCUGAUCCAACUGCAUACAUAUGUUUGCCUGAUGGUGCCCCCCAACGAAGAAGAGAGUCGAACACGAGAGGAGGAUGUCCCCUUCACCGCCCGCGUGGGAGGCAGAAGCCUCAGCACACCCAAUGCCCUGAGCUUUGGCUCACCAACCAGCAGUGAUGACAUGACCCUCACAAGUCCCAGUAUGGAGAACUCCAGUGCUGAGCUGCUCCCCAGUGGAGACUCCCCACUGAAUAAAAGGAUGACUGAGAAUCUGUUGGCCAGCUUGUCAGAGCAUGAGCGGGAAGCCAUCCUCAGUGUCCCUGCUGCUCAGAACCCUGAAGAUCUCCGCAUGUUUGCCAGGCUGUUACAUUAUUUCCGGGGACGCCAUCACCUGGAAGAGAUCAUGUACAAUGAAAACAUGCGACGAUCCCAACUGCUGAUGCUCUUUGACAAGUUCCGAAGUGUGCUGGUGGUCACCAACCAUGAGGACCCAGUUAUCUCAGUUUUCCAGUCACUUCUAAAAUGAGUGGGAAGUGAGGAAAUGGAGGUUCAGAGAAGUGACAAGAUUUAACCCAAGGUCCCACAGCUAGUAAAGUAUGUGGCAGAGCUGGGCGUCAACCUGGGCAUUCUGACUCUAAAGCUGAUAUUCCUUCCAGUACAACCAUUGUUGUUCUCUGGCCUCAGCCUUUUCCAACUUCCUCUCCUCUACCCUGACACACACCAUAUGCUCCCAUAAGAUGGUCCUCUCUCUGCCUGGAGGAAAUAUGAUGGAGAAGCAGAAGCUACCCUUGGGCUGAGAAUGUCCACAUUCACCCACUGAGGCCAUUCUUAGAUGACAGCUACUCCAACCUUUUGAUUUUUAAAGAUGGAGAACAGAAUGUUAAGACUGAAAGGAACCAACUGUAUCAUUCUAUAAAGAGAAACAGGCCCAUCAAGGAAAAGUGACUUACCUAAGAAAGUAUGUCACUACAGAGCUGGCCAGUAACAGGGCUGAGACUCCUAGCCCAUGUGUUUUAGAUUAUCCUGCCUGAUUUCUUUUAGAUCCUGAAGCCUGAUACCUUCUACCUUAGGCCCAUGAAUAUGGUGGUUUUAAUAGUAGGCUACUUGCCCCCUGAGGGCAACAGGGAAGCCAAUAUGUUCUAUAGUCUGAGGUGAAGAAAAGGAACGGAGAAUGGGGUAAGAGAGGCUUGAGCUCUCAGAAAUCAUGCCAAGGGACAAAGAGGACCACUUGAGGGCAGACAGGUCUGCUUGAUGAAGAUGGUUAACAGUGUGGCCCUAGGCUCAAUGGGAAACCCAAAGUCAUCCUCUGAAUCCUGAGAUACAACAGGGAAGGGUCUUGCCCAGACAACAUCGGAACCACAGUAAACAUCACAAAGAAGAGGGCUGAGCACAGGGCAAAGGAAGCACAGGAAUGGAAAGGGAGUGGGAGGAAGAUCAAUGUGGGCAUGCCCCUAUUGUCCUCAGUCCUUCUCUUGCUCCUCUGCACAGGCACUGUUAGAAUCAGUGUUCCUGGAGGCUUCACUAUCUAGAGUGUUUAUCCCUGUCCUUCAAACUGAGGGUAAAAAACAACAUGGGAAGCGAGUGACCUCCCCUCCUAUUCUGUAGACAUCUUAAGUUCAAUGUGGCCAAGACUUAACUCUUUCUUCGAAAACCUGUUACUAUUCUGAACUUCCCUAUUACUGCUGAGUUGCAUCACUAUCCUCCCAGUCCCCCGGGCUUGAAACCUAGAGGUCAUUAUCAACUCCUUACCCUCCCUCCCCAUACCCAAUCGAUGGCCAAGUCCUAUUGAUUUUACGUUUGUAACAUCUCCCACGUAUGACCCUUCUCUCCUCUGACACUGCCACCACCCUCGGGUGGGUCUCGUCACCUCGCACCUGCAUUACUGUAACAGUAGCUGGUGGCUCCAGCUGCCAAGUCCCUCCUCACCCCAGUCCAUUCUCCACUCAGCUGUCAGAGUGAUUUCCUUCAAGUGCAGAUCUGACUAUAUUCAAUAAACAGGCAGCUAGAUGGCACAGUAGAUAGAGCACCAGGCCUGGAGUCAGGAAGACAUCUUCUUGAGUUCAAAUCUGGC